Thlaspi arvense is the source of this 1188-nucleotide messenger RNA. The record is from the annotation of a GenBank genome assembly. Lineage: Eukaryota; Viridiplantae; Streptophyta; Magnoliopsida; Brassicales; Brassicaceae.
AUGGAGAAGGAAGAGUCGCUGAGACUGGCGAUCGCUGUUUCUCUUCUACGAUCGAAGAUCCAGAACCGUCAAUCUUCUUCAUCUACUUCCCGUUCUGAUUCUCCCUCCGAAACUGACGCUCUUCGCUGGAAGCACAAGGCUAAAGAGAGGAAGAAAGAAAUCAUCAGGCUCCAGGAAGAUCUCAAGGAUGCUGAAAGUGCUUCGCAACGUGAUUUGUUCCCAGCGAAUGCUUCUUGCAAGUGUUAUUUCUUUGAUAACCUGGGAGAAUUCAGCGGCAGGCGAAUUGGAGAGGCCUUUGAACCGAGAUUUAACGAUGUCCUUCGCCGUAGAUUUCUCAGACUAGCGAGGGCAAGGGGCAGAACGAAAUCAACUCGGUCAUCUCAAAGAUUGCGUCUCUCAGAACCGGGAUAUGAAGAGGAAGUAGAGCAUCUAAAGAUAUCUAUAGAUUUUCUCCUGGAACUGGCGGAAGCAGACUCCAAUGCCUUUAAUUUCAGCAACUUGUCACAUCAGGCUGUAGAUUUCAUAUUAGCUUCACUGAAGAAGCUGAUAUCAAUGGAGAGGAACUUAGAAUCUGUUGAAGAAUCUAUCAGUUCUAUGAUUGCACACUUGAUCACAAGAAUGUGCACUUCCUUUAAAGGAAAUGAGGUGAAACAACUAGAAACAAGUGUUGGGUUUUAUGUCCAACAUUUGAUCCGUAAACUGGGAAGUGAGCCAUACAUUGGACACCGUGCAAUAUUUGCUGUUUCUCAGAGAAUAUCCAAUAUAGCCGAAAAUUUACUGUUUAUGGACCCAUUUGAUGAAUCAUUCCCAGAGAUUGAUGAGUGCAUGUUUAUAUUGAUACAGCUUAUUGAGUUCUUGAUAUGUGACUAUUUGGUACCCUGGGCACAGAUUGUGUUUGAGGAGUGGAUAGCAUCAGUAGUCCAUGCGAGGAAAGCAGUAGCUGCUUUGGAAGAAAGGAACGGGUUGUAUCUUCUUUACAUGGACCGAGUCACAGGGGAAUUAGCUAAACGAGUUGGCCAUGGCGAUGACGAAGCGAUUGUAACGAGGAAGCUUGGAGUUUUCAUAAGGAAAAGGGGAGGUUACAGAAGGCCUCGCACCACCACAUCUGCUUCUUCAACACUUUUGUCAGGCUCUAUCCAUAUGACUGCUUGCCUUGCCUCCUCUUUCUUACUCUCUCUCCUUAUGUAG